This is a messenger RNA of Anopheles stephensi (Asian malaria mosquito), 3936 nucleotides long. RefSeq names its product fasciclin-3 (gene Fas3). The transcript is spliced from 9 exons. The record is from RefSeq and is a predicted model, not a curated record. The coding region runs from base 392 to 1849 and encodes 485 amino acids. Lineage: Eukaryota; Metazoa; Arthropoda; Insecta; Diptera; Culicidae.
CGCGUGCAUUCAUUCCAUUGCGCGACGUACUCACGGUCGGUUCGGUGUUUGGCGUGUUUCUUUUCUUUCUCCCCGUGGUCGAGCGAGCCCAGCGUUCUUCGCGCCCCUUUCCUGCUGACACGGACGUCCCUACCCUCUCAUCUGUCGUCCACCACCACACACACCCCGUACGUUACCUCGGUGGGUGUCAGUGCGUGCGAUUCCCCAACGUGUGUGUUGUGUUGCGUGUGCCGGAGGAGCAGCAGCAGCAGCAGUAGUGUGCCCGUGAGUGUGUGUGUAUGUUCUGUGCAAAGCGUCAGUGUUCUAAGGAGCUUUCAUCUCAGUGUGUCCCACAAGUGUUUCUCACAGUGUUCCCUAGUGUGUGUGUGUGAGUGUGCGUGCUAGAUAAUUAAUGCAGUCGAAAAUGCAAUCCACCACCGGCCAUUUCCUGCCCUGCCUGCUGUUGGCGAUCUGUGCUGCUGCGCUCACAGCUAACGCACAAGUUGUAGACACAGACCCACGCACGAUUGUGGUCGUAGAGAAUCAGGAAAAUGUAAAGCUCAGCUGCCGGAUAGGCCGUCCGGCACAGCUUUGUCUCAUUCGGUUGCCUGGAGUAAAUGAUCAAUUUUCAUUGGACCCUAACGUUGCGUCUCCGGUGCCUGGCAUGUCCUACCACGGUGAUGGGCUGGACAAGGGUUCGUGCGGUGUGCGUAUCGCGCGAGUGACGGCGGAAAAUGCAGGCCUCAUGAACUGUACACUGUUCGUUGAUGGACGUGGUUUGACUGGUUCCAUCGAGAUUGUUGUUGCUUUCCCACCGGAGCAACCCGCCAUUGAAGUCGUCUCAGGAAAUCUGGCCAACUUGGAGGUUAACAGUGAGCUCACCUUUCGAUGCAUCUCCGCACGAGGCAAUCCGGCGGCCAAGCUUUUGUGGUUCUUGGAUCAAGAACAAGUCUAUGAGGGAGUCAAGAUGGAGGAACUGGAAGAAUACUUCGACGAGCGCUCCAACAAACGCUACUUCACCGCGUCAUCCACACUGACCCGCUCGAUUCGUGCGGAGGACAAUGGCAAACGCCUCACCUGCCAGGCAGAACAUGACGCGUAUCCGGAGAAAUAUUCCCGCACUGAUCUCAUCAUGAACGUUAACUUCCAACCACAAGCACUGCCCGAUCAGGUCGUCUAUGGACUGCAGCUGGGACGCACUGCGACCGCCAGUAUGGUAAUCAAGGCGAACCCUUCGCCACGAGUUCUGUGGAGCAUUGAUGGCAUUGACUAUCAUCAGGGUACCGAGCAGGGACGAUAUGCUGUACCGAUUCCGGAAGCGCUGGGAAACAACCACUACAACGUUUCGCUGACCAUUGCCGGCCUUACCCUGGAAGAUCUGUCCAAAAUGUACGUGAUGCGUGCGUCGAACAACUUCGGCACGGAAGAUUACCGGCUGAGCCUUCGCUCCCAGGACGAAGUGUUCAGCGAAUCGAGCAGCUUCGGUACCGGUGAAAUUGUUGGCCUGGUCCUAGCCGUGCUGAUCGUCCUGUUGGCCGUUGCCCUGAUCUUCAUCGCUCGUGCUACCGGUAGAUGGUGCUUCCGAGGCGCUUCCCUCAAUACCGAUAUCAAUCCGGACUCCGAAGCACAGAUUACACCGCACCCGCACGAUGACGAGAUCGACGAGCGGCAGCAAACGCAGGACCCGGCCGCCCACUACGUGCACGAAGGUGACGAGAAGCAUGCGGCCACUAAUGGGAAGCACGAGAACGGCAAGCAGCAGCAGCCGAAGGCGCAACCGGCUGCCAUCCCACAACCGCCAACCGUCGGUGGCGGCAAGCAGGAAAAUGGCAAGCCGGCCGAUAACAACAAAACGAACACAUCCGUGUAGAGAUUUCUUCGGCAGCCAAACAUUUUGGUCCAGCAGUUUUGCCACUUAAUACACUAGUUGUAAAAGGGAUUGUGAUUGGACGGGCGCCUCGGAAGGAAGAAAUAUUAGCGCCGUUGUUCUAACAUUGAUGAAAAUCGCCCACCGCCGAGUGGGUUUGUGUGUGUGGAUGGAAAGGAAAAAAGCGGACAAUGCGAAAGUAUAGAAUAACAAACACAACAAAGCCGCGCAACAAAAACGAAAAGAAAACGGGAAACUAAUUAACGGACGGCGAGCAGGGCAACAUACAACAAAAACAAGCUAGAAAUGCAUGAAAGAUCUGUUAUUUUUGGAACUGAGAAAGGAAAAUUGGCGAUGUGAAAAUAGCAAAAAGCACGACAAAACCAGACCACGGAACGGGGAGAGCAUGGAAAUUCGGUUCUUUAACGGUUUGGGGCGGAAGAAAAAUAGGCAGCAGUUCCUUACGCGUUUGUUUAUUUUUUGUGCGGUUGAGAGCUUUCAAUCCUCCUGCUCCAGCGAGAAAGUCCGACAGUCCCGCUGAUUACGCCGGGAGUGAUUAAUGUGUGCGUGUAUGUGCAUCCCCAGCAACAGAAAGCGUUCGAUAAGAUACUUUCCUUCCAAGGGGUUGAUCUUUCGCUUGUUUAGAUUAAUUUUGGGUUUCCUUUAGUUAAUAUUUGAAUUUGGCUGCUGAUGCGCACUCUGUUUGGUUUGAUUUACCGUUUGGUCGUGGCGCACAAAGCAUAAUAAAUGAAAUAAUCGAAUCUCAUCGAGAGAAGGUAGCAAUUAGACCGCACGAAAUUCGGACGUGGAAGCCUUCCUAGUGAAGGGAGAGGUAAGAGAAAGAGAGAGAAAAAAGGUUUCCCAAUUUAGAAGCUGCCUCACAAGCAGAACGGAGCGCAUUAGAAGAUUCUAGGAAGCGGAAUAUUUUGAUUAUAAAAUAAUGAUUCUCAUUGAAUGAAUGGAACUCUGUGUAGGUUUUUACGGCAUAACUUAAAAGAAAAACAUAUUGAGUAUACACGCGUGAGAGAGAUAAAAAGCGUGGGAAAUGAAUUCCAGACCUUUUAUUAGGAACAGCAUCAAUUCAAUGGAAACAAAUGGCAUUGCUUUGCUUUCCGAUUUUGCUCCGCCUUAAAUCGUACUUAAUUAAAUGUUUGUUCACUAGAAAAAAGUAAUGAAACGAAACGAGAGUAAUACAACAAAUUCCAUCCACGCUCAGGUUCCUUUUGAAGCGGAACGAUGAUACACUUAAGCUAAGGAGGAGACACAUACGAUGCUCGAGCGCUUUGACGCUUGUUGGAAGUGGAUAGUGGUUAUAGCUCUAUUACGAUCGGCCAUUUUGACCGGAACCGGCUAAGCUAUUUAAGUUGUAUGGAAAACGAAAUGGCGGAUACAUAUUAUUUCAUAAGCGCUCAAAUGUGUUUGUUCCCCCCUUCCUCUCGUCUAGACAUAAGCUACUAUUUGCACAAAGUGUCCAUAUUCAGGAAGCAUUAGGAGUACGUUAAUUUUUAUUGCUAUUUUUAUCCCCCAUUUUGUUAAAAAAAAUACCACCAACCCGAUUCACUACCGCUACCUACCAUUACUACUGCAUACCAUUUCCAACAGGAAGAAUCUCUUACAUACAACUAGAUCUGUUUUUUAUAGAAUUGUAGCGCGAAACGACAAUGAAGCCAAGAAGCUACCACAUGUUUCAACCACAAUCUAUCAAUGUUAUCUCUAAACUUUUACAAACAAUUUCUUUAGGAAACAGUUUAUGGCAGCUCUCGAAUGCACUUUACACCACUACUUAUAUAGGGACAAAGAUAGCACCAUAGAUAUAAUGAGAACGAUAUGGAGCAGGAAAGAGAGAAACAGAGAGCAGCAAGGGAGAGAGGUCGAGAGCACCCCAUUACCAAUGCUUUUAUUACUUGUGGGGGAGUUUCGAAGCGUUUUUAUUUAAACGAUCGCGUAGCAAACACACAAACUACCGCUCUGGAAACACAGCAUCUCUCAAGCGAAAAGAAGAAGCGUUUUUUAAUCUUAUUCCUUACUUUUUUUUACAUAUUAAAAAUUGUAUAUACUUGGAACGAAUAAAAAUCUAAAAAAAACCCUAA